AUGCAUCAAAGAUGCUGCCAGGGACAACAGGCGCUCAUCACCUGGAACAAAGCCAUCAGUGCUUGCAAGCGCCAGGCCGACUGGCAAGGAGCUCUGCUGCUCUUGUGCGGCCUUGGUUUUCAGAAGUUGCAGGCUGACAUCAUCUCCUACACUGCCGCGAUUGGGGCCUGCGAGAGAUCCCAGAGGUGGCAGCAGGCUUUGCAGCUCUUGCAUGAGGCGCUGGCAAGGGCCCUGCAAGCAAACGAGCUCACCUUCACUGCGGCCAUCAGCGCCUGCGAAAAGUCGGGGAGUUGGCAGAAGGCGCUGGUGCUCUUGGAUCAGGUGAGCUUGCAAGGACUGCAAAGAGACCUGGUGCUUCUGAAUGCAUCCAUCAGUGCCUGUGCCAAAGCGGGCAUGUGGCUCAGUGCCUUGGAACUCGUCCUCGACGCAGAACACCAGCUCGUCCAGACGGACCUUAUCUCGCAGAACGCCUGCAUCAGCGCCUGUGCUAAGGCAGCGGAGUGGAGAUCUGCCCUGCAAGUACUCGCCGACCUGGAAGUGAGAGGUCUUCUGCCCGACGUGAUCACCUACAGCACGGCGAUUAGCUCCAUGGAGUCGGAGUGGCAGUUGGCCUUGCACCUGCUGAAGUCUGGCCAGGCCAACGUGAUCACGUACAACUCGACCAUCACAAGCUUCGGAGUAUCCAGUCAGUGGUGCCGUGCCUUCGAACUCAUGGCCGAGAUGGCUUCUGACAACGUCUGGGCCACCAUUGUGACGCACAACGCGGCCAUCGCUGCCUGUGAACGUGCUUCUGAGUGGCAGCAGGCCUUUGAGGCCUUUCUCCGGCUUCUAGACGGGCCUGCGAAAGGGCUGGUGCCGGAUGUGGUGACCCUGAAUGCCGCCCUGAGUGCCGCUUCACAUUCCUCCGAAUGGCAGCAGGCGAUCCGACUGCUCAAUGCUGCGGUCGCGCAGAAGAUGCGGCCGGAUGUUGUGAGCUUCGGGACCCUCAUCACGGGCUGCGAGCGCGCGGCUCUGUGGCAGCAGGCCCUGCAGCUUCUCGGCGAGCUCGAUCGCCGCAGCCUGGAGGCGAACGUGGUGACCUACAGCGCUGCCAUCAGUGCCUGCGAGAAGGUCUCCCGGUGGCCUUCGGCACUGCAGCUCCUUGCCGAGCUGAAGAGGUCGCAGCUGCAGCCGAACGUGGUCGCUCUGAGCGCCGUGGUGAGUGCCUUGGAGCGGGCCGCGCGGUGGCAGCUCGCGCUGCGGCUCCUCACAGACUUCCCGGCGGCUCCCAACGCCGUCACCCUCAGCGCGGCUUGCAGCGCCUGCGAGAGGGCAUCAGCCUGGGACAUGGCUCUGUCCCUCCUGACUCUCUUUGGUAGAGACGGCAGAGACAAGCUCGUCUACAGCUCAGUGGUGGGUGCCUGUGUGAAGGUCGCAGAGUGGGAGCAGGCCCUGUGCUUGAUGAGGGAGCUUCCUGAAACCGAUAUCAUCCUUCUUUCUCUGGGCAUCGCUGCCUGCUACCAGGGCUCCUUGUGGUGCCAGGCCCUGGUACUUUUAAGUCAGCUCGGGCCACUCACCUGCAGGACCAUGGCGAGUGCAUGGGUGGAAAAAGCCACGGCCACUUCUUGA
Molecule: messenger RNA, 1608 nt
Organism: Symbiodinium sp. CCMP2456
Lineage: Eukaryota; Dinophyceae; Suessiales; Symbiodiniaceae
Source: the annotation of a GenBank genome assembly